AUGGCAACAAGUAUUGCUCCACAAAAGGAGCUUUGCCGAUAUUUUCUGAGCAAUGUAUGUCGUUUUGGUGAUCGAUGUAUGUUUUCACACGAUAGAAACUCGGCAAAACCAAACAAUAUUUGUCGAUAUUAUUUACAAGGAAAAUGUGCAUAUGGAGAUCAGUGCAGAUAUGACCAUGUUCGUCCAAAACCAAAUACAUCAUCACAUCCAAUCAUUCUAUCUCAGACACCUCAAAUUUAUUAUUCUCCAGAGAAUGAUUAUUCAGAUCCAAAAUUAUUGCCAUUGGCUCAUUCAGUAUCGAAAACAAAUGGAUGUACUUCUUAUGCAGAUAUAUUGCGUGGAGUGGAUUCACUAUCAUUAGCAAAUCACAGUAAUUUUGAUAUUCAAACACAACAGCAACCUCCUUCUUCUCAGACAGUUUAUUUAUCAUUACAAUCUUUGUGUCCAUAUUCUGAAAAAGACGGUUAUUGUGAAGCAAAAGAACAUGGCGGUUAUUGUCCAUAUAUUCACGGAAAUUUAUGUGAUUUAUGUGAAAUGCCCUGUUUACAUCCAUAUAACGAAAAACAGCAAGAGGAACAUAGACUGGAAUGUAUGAAAAAACAUGAGACAGCAUGUGAAGAAGCAUUUGCCAUUCAACGUAGUCAAGAUAAAGUUUGUGGAAUAUGUAUGGAAACUGUUUGGGACAAAGAAGAUGGUGAUAAACGAUUUGGAAUACUAGAACAAUGUAAUCAUGUUUUCUGUUUGGAAUGUAUUCGGAAAUGGAGAUCAUCAUCAAACUAUGAACAUAAAGUUGUCAAAGCAUGUCCUGAAUGUCGAGUAAAAUCAGAUUUUGUUACACCAGCCAAAUAUUGGCACGAAAAUGAUAAUGAAAAGAAAAAAAUUAUUGAAGAUUAUAAAGCACAUUUACAAUCAAUGCACUGUAAACAUUUUAAACGUGGUGAUGGUCAUUGUCCAUUUGGCUCAAAAUGCUUUUAUUUACAUGCUGAUAAACAAGGCAAUCCUGUUACAUUAGCACCACCGAGACGUCGUAGACGAUUGAAUGCUCGUGGUGAACUAGAAAAUUUUAGUGAUGUAUUAAUGGUCAGUGUAUUUUCACAUGAAGAUUUCGGACGAAUAUUUGAUGAAUAUGACUUUUUAUUUGAUGAUGAAGAUUCAGAUGAUAAUUUAUCGGAUGGAGAUCCAGAUAAUGAUAGACAAAAUACGGGUGUAGGCGCAAGAGACUUUCCAUGGGUAGAUGAUAAUUCAUUUACGGAUGAAGAUGAAAACGGUCUAAUAAAUUUUUGGUAG
Molecule: messenger RNA, 1287 nt
Organism: Didymodactylos carnosus
Lineage: Eukaryota; Metazoa; Rotifera; Eurotatoria; Philodinida; Philodinidae
Source: the annotation of a GenBank genome assembly